Molecule: messenger RNA, 4121 nt
Organism: Dermatophagoides pteronyssinus (European house dust mite)
Lineage: Eukaryota; Metazoa; Arthropoda; Arachnida; Sarcoptiformes; Pyroglyphidae
Gene: Acf
Product: ATP-dependent chromatin assembly factor large subunit
Biological process (GO): chromatin remodeling; positive regulation of DNA replication; regulation of DNA-templated transcription
Cellular component (GO): CHRAC; nuclear chromosome
Molecular function (GO): DNA binding
Source: RefSeq, a predicted model, not a curated record
GUCAUACAGCUUUUCAAUUCAAUUCUUAACCAUUCUUUGAAUCGAAUUGUUUAUUGUGUAUAAAUAAUAAUUGUCAAAUAUCAGAAUUAAAUUAUUAGUUCGAUUGAAAAAAGAUGCCUCUAUUAGGAAAAGAAGAAUUCUGCCUUAAAUCAUUACCGGAUAAUCUAUCACCGGAUGAACAAGUAUUUUAUUGCCAGAUAACCGGCGAAGCAUUUUUGUCAUAUGAUGAAUAUUUUGAACGACAAUUCCUGUAUUCAUCAUUAUUAUGGACUUGUUCAGUAACAGGUCGUACUGGAUUAACAUAUUCGGAAGCAUUAAAAUCCGAACAAGAAUCACAAGCUCUUGUAUCUUCGAUACCAACAGUGUUGCAAAAAGCGAUGUUACAUUUGAUGACCUAUAUGAAUAAUUUUAGCACCAAUGUUACUUUAUCAAUUCUAAUUGAGUAUACGAAUUUUCGGUAUUUUAUCGGUGAACAUGUACAAAUUUCACCUAAAAACAAAAAUAAAAGAUUCAAUGGUAUUAUUCGUGAUGUGAUACCACCAGAAAAUUAUGAAAAAUCAUCGAGUAUAGCUUAUGGAAUCGAUCCAUUAGCCUAUAAUUAUCAGGUAGAAUAUAUUGACCAGCCUGAUAAACAUGAUGGAAACGGAUGUAUUAUCAUUCCAGCUGCUCGUAUUUCUCGAUCCAAAUUUUUAUUAACACGAGAGAAAAUACGUCUAUUUCUUAAACAACAUCUAGCACCUAAAAAUGGCCGCUAUCAAGCCCUAAGUAUCAAAACUGAAAGUUUGCAAAAAUUUGGCGUUGACCAACUAAACUGGGAAAAUAUAUUCAAAGGACCAACACCAAAUUUUUCCGAUGAUACUUUAAUUGUGAAAGCUUUAAGCCGGCAACGUUAUUCGGAAGAAAACAAUUCCCAUAAUCUUGAUUCAUUAAAAGAAAAUGAUGAAAAUCGCGAAAAAAAACUAAUACAAAUAUUGAAAAAGAAAAGCAAUCUUUUAUCAUCACAAAAACAGAAAUUAAAACGAAGAGAAACUAAACAAGGUAAUUCUAAUAACACAACAAAAGAAUCGAAUGAUGGUAAACGAAAAUAUCGUAAAAAUUUGAAAAAGGAUGCUAAAUCAAAGCGACAGAAUUCGAAAAACAAAUCCGGUAAAGUUAGUAAAAAAACAACUUCGGAUGCUACUGAUUCGAAUGAAACGCAAGAAUCGAAAUCUUCAAAACAAAAAGAUAAUGAUAAAGAUCUGAAAAAUCGAGAACGAGAAUGUCGUAAACAAUAUGAAGAAGAUCUGAAAAAUUGGACUGAAAAACGUGAUGAUCUACUUUGCGACGAUCUUUUACCUUUGCCAGAGGUUACGCCCAUCGAGUGUGAUAUCCCAUCCGAAAUGAUUGGCGAUGCCUUGGUCAUAGUCGAUUUUCUUAACGUUUUUCAUGAAUUUCUUGCAUUUGAGGAAAACACAUUUCCAUCGCAUUUAACAUUGGAUUAUUUCAUUAAGAUUUUACAAGAUAACAAUGUCAAUUCCCGAGCUGGUUUUGCUGAUUUAAUUAUGGCUAUCUUGCGAACAAUUUUUCAAUCCAAUAUGAAAGAUUCACAUGAUGGAAAUGAUGAUCUAAAAAUUCAGGAUAUCAACAAUGAAGAUUUCGAUCUAUUUAAUGCUGAUAAUGAUGAGGAAUCGACAGCAUCACAAGUAAAUUGUUUCGCCAAUCAUUUUGUUACGACGUAUUUUUCUACAUUGGAACAAUUGGCCCGAUUACAGAUGGAUCCAUUUACAAUCACAGAAAUACUGCGAAUUUAUAUAUUGAAAACCAGAAACUUUGAUGGAAAACGUACAACGAAAAUCUGUCUGGAUGAUAUGGCAUUAGUGAUGCGGUUGGCCACGCAGACAAUUUUCGAAUUGAAUCAAACUGAUCGUAUUAAAAUAUUGAAAAUUGUACUUAACGAUGUCGUUGUUCAAGUAUCAGAUAUUCGACAAAAAAUUGAAACUUCAAUGGAUGAGAUGUUCAAAUUGAAAAUACGAAUCCGCCAUUUGAAUGCUGCAUAUACUCGAUGGCUACGAGAGAAUCCUAUUCGACAAAGGAUGAGAAGAAAGAAAACAUGCCCUAAUAAUGAUAAUGAACAGCAACAAACCGAACCAGAACCUGAAUUAACCAAAGAGGAAAAAGAACAGUACAAAAACGAUAAAGCGGAAAGGGAAAAAAAGAUGAAAGAUGAUAUUGCAGAAUUAAAAACAAAAAUCCGUCGCCUCUCAGCGUUUUGUCGAUCACGUCCUUUGGGUACUGAUCGUCGAUAUCGAAAAUAUUGGAUUUUUGAAACAAUACCCGGAUUAUUUGUUGAACAACCUGUUCAUGAUGAAUAUAAUUCGAAUACGUGCUUUGAUGAUCCUGUACCGGUUGUUAAACCAAUAUUUAAUGAUUAUCUUGCCAAUGCAAAACGCCGGAAGAAAAAAAUUGGAACAAUCGUACCUACCGAAGAGACAGAAACGAAUAAAGUCGUUGAGGAGAAUAUUGAUCGAUGUACUGGAAAUCCUUCUACUUGUAAAGUGCAUGAUACAAUGUCCAGGACGACAACACAACUUUGGUCAUUCUAUUCGAAAGAACAAUUUGAUAAUCUGCUAAAUUCGUUGAAUUCUCGAGGUUUUCGGGAAUCCGAAUUAAAAAAUGCAUUGGAAAUCGAAAAGCAAUCCAUACUGGACAAUCACUUUGCCGAAUUCGAUCCAUUCACAUUCAAUCCAAAUUAUAUCCCACCGCCUGUAAUUGAAAUGAUCGAACCCGAAAUGAGUGAUGAUGUAAAUCCUGUUCGUAAAUCCGAACGUUUACAGAUUCAUGAUCGAACAGCUUUCAAUAAUAAAAGACGAUCAACACGUAGCGAAUUUUGUCUGGAAUUUUCAGAUCAAACACCGGUGGAAGUAUUCGAUGUCAAUUUUCAAAACCAAUUAGCAAUUUUCGAGGAUAAUGUUUUUAAUGGUUGUUUCUGUUCAUUCUCAAUUUCUGAUCGUGAUGCAUGGUAUCAUGGAUUGAAUCGAACGUAUUGUCAAGAUAAGAUCAAUUCUUUACAAAUGUUGACCGAUAAAUUAGCUACAUUAGCACGAUCAAUUAGGCCAUUUUGUUUGAUGCCACCAUUAUCUGUAUAUCCGGAAUCCACUAUGUCAUCACCGUCUGAAAAGGAAAAUAUUGAUAAUAAUCAAGCAUUGAAAUUUCGUGUGCCUAUGCUUUCUGAAAAAUGGUUGGAUGUACUCAAAGUUCCGGAUAGUUCAGAAUUAACCGAAUUCGAAUCAAGUUAUGGUAUAACUAAUCAUUCUCAAUUGUUUCUCAACCUGUACAUAUUUGAACGUUCAUUGAAUUGGGAAAUGUCAGCUCUAAAAACCGCCAAUAAAUGCGGCAUUUGUCGUCGUAAAGCUAAUGAUGAAAUGAUUUUGUGUGACUUUUGUAAUCGUGGUUAUCAUAUCUAUUGUUUGACACCACCAAUCUCAUCAAUAAAUGAAAUCGAAGGAGAUUGGUAUUGUCCAAAAUGUUUACCACGUUCAUCACCUGAUCAUGAAUCCUCAAGUAAUAGAAGAACUGCUCAAACAACAAAAGUUGAAGUUGAAGAAACGCACCAACAAGAUACAGAGCAGCAAGUGUCGCCGAUUUCUAAUGACAAAAUCAGUCAACAAACGGUAAAUGAAAGCCUACUGGAACGAUGUAAAUCAUGUCGAAAACAUAUUUUUGAUUCUUUUUCUGAGGUAUCAUGUAAAACCUGCUGCGAAUAUUUUCAUCUUCGAUGUGUGAAUUUGGUCCGUGUUCCCCGUUCAUGGAAUUGUGCUGCCUGUGCUGAAAAAGAACGUUAUGAUGAACAAUAUAACAAUAAUCCUCAUAAUGAUAAUGAUAAUAACGAAUUACGACGAUCGCAACGAAAACGCAAACCAAAUCAUUACCAUGAAUUCGAACCGAAUGACGAUCAUUAUCAUCAUCAUCAAUCGACAACAAGCAAUCAUCUUAAGUCAAGACGAUGUUCAGAUGGUCAAAAUUCAGAAUAUCAUAGGAUCAUUGUUAAAUAGUUUACAAUAAUAAUAAAAAAAUUCUAAUCGGCCAUCGAUACUUUAAUUAUUUUUUUAAUUAAUUGAAUUAUUAUUCAUUCUCUUGAUUAU